AUUAAAACACGUUGAUGCUAAAAAUUCUAUUGUUUUUGGUUGCUUUGACUUUUGCACAAGAAGAUACUGAAGAAGAAAUGUAUAAGCUUCUAUGAUAUCAAAGUCUAUCAAGAAAAAUUGGAGCUUGUUGGAUAAAGACAAUAAAGGAUAUAAAUAAUGAGAAAGAAAAUAUGAAUCAAAUUAUUUAGAGUAUUGAAAAUGGAAAUAAAACAUCUAUAUUUCAUAAAGUAUAGAUGUAAAUGAUUCUAUCAUGUGUUUAAGUUAUUGAUGUCAAUAAUGAAGUAAAUAAUAUUAAAAUAGAUUUAGAUCUUAUCAAGUUUAGGUUACAAAGAGGUUGUUAAAGACUUUAAUUAUAAAUAAUUUAUAGGAAUAGAUGUAAGUUUAACAAACGAAGAGGAAGCAUUGCUCAAAAUAAUUAAGAAAUUAGAAAAAGAUUUAGGGGAUAUGGACAAAAAAAAUAAACUUAAAUAAUCAUAUUAGAAAACUUAGAAGAUUGAAUCUGAAUGGUAGAAUGCAUGGAAAGAAUCAUCAUAAGAGUCUUCCUUAAUAUAAAAACCAAAUUACUUUCAUUAUGCUUUUUUUCUAGUGUUGAUUAUUGCUAUUUUUGGAGGAGGAUAUUGGAGUUUAAAAUCAAUAUAAGGAAUGAGUAAUUAAAAGAAUUAAAAGUAACGAAAAAGAAAUUGA
Paramecium sonneborni is the source of this 684-nucleotide messenger RNA. NCBI's taxonomy places the organism in Eukaryota, Ciliophora, Oligohymenophorea, Peniculida, Parameciidae. The record is from the annotation of a GenBank genome assembly.